AUGCUUGACAAUCUUGUUCCGGGCGCAAUAGGAAAAAGUCCAAAGUUGAUUGCCGGUGACUUCAACGUUUGGGCAUUUCAUUGGAAAGCGAAGCAAAUUCCUUAUGGAACCUACGGGAGUGACCAAGGAGAUUUAGACCGCGGGGAAUAUCCCUUCGUAGUAAGCUUGCAAUUUGCAGGCGACUAUAGAAAUCUUUGUGCUGGCACGUUACUUACGGAGUCUCUUGUUCUCAGCGCCGCCCAUUGCGUUGAGCAUAGUUUCGUCAAUAACCUAAUCGUGGUUGCAGGCAUUCGAAAUGCAGAAAAUUGGGAAGGAGGCUACCAAAAGAGCGAGGUAGCAAAAGUAGUUACACCCGGUCCAUAUCCGAAUCCUGAAAAUGUAAACGAUAUCGCCAUUCUAACCUUGAAAAAUAAGUUUCAUGAAACUCGGUUCAUUAAAUUCCUGCGAUUUCAACCGGCAGAAGUGACAGAAGGGGAUGAAGUUGCUGUCGUUGGAUGGGGCGUAAAUUCCGUAAACAAUAAAGUUCUACAGUGGCUCAAGGCUAGAGUAACAGAUCUCGAUACUUGCGGUCCAGCCCCCGUUGACGAUGACUUCUUUGUGUGUAUCCAGAGGGUUUCCCAAACAUCGCAGGCGAGACAGGGUGAUCCAGGAAGUCCGGCAUUCUUUAAGGGCAAAAAUCAAAGCGAAAUGACCAGAUUCUCAUUAAUUAUAUAUUUUCUUGUGCCGAUUGGUUUCACAGAUAAAACUCCGGACAAUCAAAAGAUAAUGAAUGGUCGCGAUGCACACCGGGGCCAAUUUCCAUUCAUGAUUUCUAUCCAAAAGUUGGGUAUGAGGAAAAGUCUUUGCGGAGGAGCCCUUAUUGCAUCGGAUUGGGUUCUGACUGCGGCUCACUGUUCAGUUGCUUUAGGUCUUAACAUGGUCCUAGUAGCUGGCACUAUUAAUAGUGUGAAAUUCGACAAAGGAUAUCAAGAACGACGAGUCAAGUCAAUUUAUUAUCCCGGCAAUAGUUCUGGCCCGGGGAUAUUGAACGAUAUUUCUCUGGUUCGCCCGAACAAGAGGUUCACCAGGACUAAAUUCAUUAAGGUCCUACCAUAUCAACGAUGCGAUGUUUCGAUAGGAGAUCGUGUCCUUAUUAUGGGAUGGGGUACCUUUAAUAAGUCAGGUGAAAUGGCAAAAAUUUUGCAGUGGGCAGAGGCUAAGACAAAUGAAUUUGACGUUUGCGGUGGAGAUGCACCCUUGCUGAACCACUCAGGAUUUGCCUGCAUCCGCGGGGAUAACAAAAAGUUGACAAUGGCAAGAAAGGGCGAUUCGGGAAGUCCUGGAAUUUAUCGUGGAAAGAUAUUUGGUGUGGUAUCGAUGGGAAUUUCGAUGUUUAGUUAUGGAAGCUUGUAUACCAAAACUUCGCCGUAUCAUGAUUGGAUCGUAAGUAUUGUACCGAGAAAUGGGAAUGGUGAAGAAAUGAGGACGUUGUACGAAGCGGUUAGCUCUUUUCUGAUAGUGUCAAGCUUUGCAUUCCCUGGAUUGCUGUAA
Hermetia illucens (black soldier fly) is the source of this 1530-nucleotide messenger RNA. RefSeq lists its product as uncharacterized. Gene Ontology annotation, molecular function: serine-type endopeptidase activity. The transcript has 3 exons. Lineage: Eukaryota; Metazoa; Arthropoda; Insecta; Diptera; Stratiomyidae. Bases 1 to 1530 code for a protein of 509 amino acids. Gene Ontology annotation, biological process: proteolysis. The record is from RefSeq and is a predicted model, not a curated record.